Molecule: messenger RNA, 1823 nt
Organism: Oryza brachyantha (malo sina)
Lineage: Eukaryota; Viridiplantae; Streptophyta; Magnoliopsida; Poales; Poaceae
Product: calcium-dependent protein kinase 12
Exons: 8
Coding region: 47-1648 (533 amino acids)
Biological process (GO): protein autophosphorylation; peptidyl-serine phosphorylation; intracellular signal transduction
Cellular component (GO): cytoplasm; nucleus
Molecular function (GO): calcium ion binding; ATP binding; calcium-dependent protein serine/threonine kinase activity
Source: RefSeq, a predicted model, not a curated record
UCGCCGCCUCGCCGCCAAGGAGACGAAGGCCUUCCGUUCCGUUGCAAUGGGCAACUGCUUCACCAAGACGUACGAGAUACCCAUCACGUCCGGCACGAUGCGGCGGCCGACGACGACGACGACGGCCGCCGAGCCCCGCAAGUCGCGCGGGGAGCCGCCGGCGGGGUGGCGGCGGCCGACCUUCCCGAGGCACGCGGCCCCGCCGUACCGGCCGGGGUCCUCGUUGCCGGCGGCGGGGGCGAUGUCCCGGAGGGCGUCCGCCGGCGGCGAGGUGGGCCCCGUGCUGCAGAGGCCGAUGGUGGACGUGCGGACGGUGUACCAGCUGGACCGGAAGCUCGGGAGCGGGCAGUUCGGGACGACGUACCUGUGCACGGAGCGCGCGACGGGGCUCCGGUACGCGUGCAAGUCGGUCGCGAAGCGGAAGCUGCUGCGGCGCUCCGACGUGGAGGACGUGCGCCGGGAGAUCACCAUCCUGCAGCACCUCAGCGGGCAGCCGAACGUCGUGGAGUUCAAGGGCGCCUACGAGGACAACGAGAGCGUGCACCUCGUCAUGGAGUUCUGCUCCGGCGGCGAGCUGUUCGACCGCAUCACGGCCAAGGGGAGCUACUCCGAGCGCCAGGCCGCCGCCGUGUUCCGCGACAUCAUCACCGUCGUGCACGUCUGUCACUUCAUGGGGGUCAUACACCGCGACCUCAAACCGGAGAACUUCUUGCUCGCCAGCUCUGCCGACGACGCGCCGCUCAAGGCCAUCGACUUCGGACUCUCCGUCUUCAUCGAAGAAGGUCAGGUGUAUAAGGACAUUGUGGGAAGUGCUUACUACGUGGCGCCAGAAGUACUACAACGAAAUUAUGGGAAAGAAGCCGAUGUCUGGAGCGCUGGGGUGAUAUUGUAUAUACUUCUAUGCGGGACGCCCCCUUUCUGGGCAGAGACAGAGAAAGGCAUAUUCGAUGCUAUACUGGUCGGCCAACUUGAUUUCAGUAUGAACCCAUGGCCUUCGAUAUCUGAAAAUGCAAAGGAACUUAUCAGACAGAUGUUAAACAGAGAUCCACAGAAGAGGAUUACCGCAUCGCAGGCAUUAGAACAUCGAUGGCUCAAAGAAGGCGGUGCGUCUGACAGACCUAUCGAUAGCGCAGUACUAUCAAGAAUGAAGCAAUUCAAAGCAAUGAACAAAUUAAAGCAAUUAGCUCUUAAGGUAAUUGCAGAGAACCUAUCACCAGAGGAAAUCAAAGGCUUGAAACAGAUGUUCAAUAACAUGGAUACAGACAAAAGUGGCACAAUCACAGUUGAAGAACUGAAGGUUGGUUUGACAAAGCUAGGAUCAAAGAUUACUGAAGCAGAGGUUCAGAAGCUUAUGGAAGCGGUUGACGUAGACAAGAGUGGCAGUAUUGAUUACUCCGAGUUCCUUGCAGCUAUGAUAAAUAAGCAUAAACUGGAAAAGGAGGAGGAUUUACUUCGUGCAUUCCAACACUUUGACAAAGAUAACAGCGGGUACAUAACAAGAGAUGAACUGGAACAAGCCAUGGAAGAGUACGGAAUGAGUGAUGAAGCAAACAUUAAACAAGUACUGGAUGAAGUUGAUAAAGACAAGGACGGAAGAAUUGACUAUGAAGAGUUUGUGGAAAUGAUGAGGAAAGGAAUACAAACCUGAGGAAACUCUCUGAUCUCUUUGUGACAUGUUCGAGUAUAUGCUGCAAGUACAUGAAACACACAAAAGUUAACUCCAGAACCAGUUGCUUCGACUGAUGAGCUUGUAUGUGUAUUUGUUGAUAACCAGUAUGCAAAUAAAAGCAUAUAUGGAGUCCAGAUAUUUACCUACCUCAACU